AUGGGUUCACGACUGUUCUCCUCCAAUGGCGGUCAAAUCCAAUCGCCUCCUCCAUUUGCGCAACGAAGAAGAAGAAGAAGACCACAAAAGCCAUUUAGAUCUUUAUGGCGUCUUCUCUUACUUUCAAAUCCAUUCUCGGAUCCACCAAACCCGGUUCUUCUUCUCUUCCUUCGGAGCUCCGUCGUCUAUCUUCUCCCGCCGUUCAGAUCUAUAUCCGUACCCAAACUAGGAAAAACUUUCAAAAGGAGAAAUGGAAAUUAUGACUCACUAAGACUUAGACACGAAAAGCAUCUGAGAAACAAGAGUACAACUUUUGAUUAUUCAAUGAUAUGUGAAGUGUUGACUGUUGAGAACCAGAGACUACAAAUUCAUGAACAUUUGGAGGGUGGAGGCAGAUCUUCUGCUAGAGACACCAUUGGAAGAGUUGCUCCUGAGCUUUGGCAAGAAAAUUUUGAAGCUAUUUGCAGGAACUGAGGUUUGUUUACUUUCAGUUUGCAAAUGACAUUGCUCUCAAAGAAUCAAUUUACAUCUAACUCUUUGUAUACUUUCUGACGUUUGGUUUGUUCUUUUAUCUCUGUCUUUUCUAUCUUAGUAUAUCCUUGCAGUAUGUCCCUUAGUUAAAAACUGAUGUUGCCACUUCUUAUUAUGAGACGACAUGUUCAAGUAAGGAGAUAUAGAAAGUCCAUGAACGUUUUUGAUUGUAUUGGUUUCGUUUGUUUUGUUUUAUUGUAAAACAGGUUAAGUGAGAGGAUGGUUUCAGAGACUUGUUUUCGUCAUGUGAUAAGAAUAUUGUGAGGCUUAGGUACGAGAUAACACAUUCUACGGGUAUAAAGAAGCUAGUUUAAGAAGAUGAUGAUUUUGAAGGCUUUAAGAAGUUUUUUAUUUUCGCCUUGUGAUGUUAGUUUUAGUUUGUUUAAGACUAGGCAGCAUUUUAGUAAUAAGUAUAAGACUUAAUAUGAUGUUAUGUAUGACUUGUUGGUUAAUGAAAUAUUUACCUG
Arabidopsis lyrata subsp. lyrata is the source of this 998-nucleotide messenger RNA. RefSeq lists its product as uncharacterized. The transcript has 4 exons. Bases 1 to 474 code for a protein of 157 amino acids. Lineage: Eukaryota; Viridiplantae; Streptophyta; Magnoliopsida; Brassicales; Brassicaceae. The record is from RefSeq and is a predicted model, not a curated record.